Mytilus trossulus (common blue mussel) is the source of this 1156-nucleotide messenger RNA. RefSeq lists its product as uncharacterized. The transcript is spliced from 4 exons. NCBI's taxonomy places the organism in Eukaryota, Metazoa, Mollusca, Bivalvia, Mytilida, Mytilidae. The record is from RefSeq and is a predicted model, not a curated record. The coding region runs from base 258 to 719 and encodes 153 amino acids.
ACCGUUAUAAAUUUUUUUUGUCACAGGUUAUAUGUCUAGUGAAUUGAUUGUUAUGUAAUAAUUAUGUUUGAUAAUACAUCGCUAAUUAAAUCAUCAAACAUGUACAGACGUGUAUUUACCACUUACCUGUAAAAAAGUUAAUCAAUCAAUAGGUAAACCUAGAAAAUAAAAGAUUCUUGGUUGAAUUAUUUAGCUGUUUAUUGAAUUCAGGAUUUUAGUUGUUAAGCGGGUAGAUUGUGCAAUAUUUAUAAAUAAAUAUGGUUGAAAAAUUGAACAUAUGGUACUUUGGAGUCUUCUUAAUUUCGGUUAUCUCUGUUGAUGCAGAAUGUUAUUACGAUUACUAUACAGAUUCCUAUGACUGCUAUGCAAAUGUUUCAAUUGUAAUUGGUGCAGUUAUUGGUGGCUUAUUUGGAGUUGCAAUAAUAGGAGGAGUUGUCACUUUUAUAUGUUGUACCUUUGUCAAAACAAGCGGAAUCCGUGGGCAUUUGGUACAGCCAGGUACCUUAUCUACUAUACACACUGUACAACGACAACAAAUUCAACAAACACACCAAACAACUUACCAAAUGCAAGCUCUACCAAUGAAUACUUGCCCGACGUAUAACCAGUCUCAGCUUCAAAAUCAACAGAAAAAUUACCAGUAUAUUCCUCCUCAGAACAUGGCUUAUCAGAACACUGGACCCAGCUGUCCGCCACCACCACAAUAUUAUGAAAGUUAACAAAAACAGUAACCCAGUUAUGGGAUCAAUACAGUUUGACGGAGGAGGGAUAUCAGUAAUGGUACCAGUUAAACCAAAUAAAGCAUUGAGCCUUCCGUUUAUUAAGACCAUAUCGCGUAUGCGAAGCUUUGUGUUUAAGAGAAUGUGGUCAUCCAAAAUAAUCCAUUAACCCAUGUUUAGGAUUGUUCGAUCAUUUGAUGUCCAGCAAUGUUCGUUGAGAGAUUGAACAAGACAAGAGUAUAAUGAGUCGAGGUCUGCAAUGAUAGAGAGAACAAAACAUAUCUCGAUUGAACGUAAAAUAGACUCCCAGAAUGACCAGUAACGUAGACAGUGAUUCGAAUUCAACUAUGCACUCAAAAGAGUGCAAUGCAUUAAUCAAUGUCGUUAACUUAUGUGUUAAUAUGAAUGGUUGUUUGAUAAAGUAAAUCAGAGUUUGA